Molecule: messenger RNA, 1319 nt
Organism: Grus americana (Whooping crane)
Lineage: Eukaryota; Metazoa; Chordata; Aves; Gruiformes; Gruidae
Product: endoplasmic reticulum-Golgi intermediate compartment protein 3-like
Exons: 7
Coding region: 369-1091 (240 amino acids)
Biological process (GO): endoplasmic reticulum to Golgi vesicle-mediated transport; retrograde vesicle-mediated transport, Golgi to endoplasmic reticulum
Cellular component (GO): COPII-coated ER to Golgi transport vesicle; endoplasmic reticulum membrane; Golgi membrane
Source: RefSeq, a predicted model, not a curated record
UGAGGGCCGGCUCCGUCGUUCUCAAAGGGCAUUAGUAACAACCUCCAGACCUUCCAAAGGCGGAGGCAACGGAAGGGAGGGGGAGGAUGCAAAACCGAGUGCAAACUGCUCCCUACCAGCAGCUUCGCCUCGGUAUCAAGCCCUUUGCAGCUGAGCGAUCUCGGCACAGCCAGCGUCUCCUGGGUACCCUUCAAAGGCCCGUGCGCCGUCAGCACGGAGACUCAGUAGAAGGCGAGGCGGCAGCGAGGACCUUACCCUAGAGGAGCCCGGGAGCCGCAGCCCCUCCCCGCCAGCCCCGUCGGCCGGCUUCGCGCCGCGGAGCACGGGCGGCCCCGGAAGGCGGAUGUGGUUCCGGGUGGCGCGGCGCCAUGGAUUCGCUGUGGCGGCUGAAGCGGUUCGAUGCCUUCCCCAAGACCCUGGAAGAUUUUCGGGUCAAAACGUGCGGGGGCGCGCUGGUGACGGUUGUCAGCGGGCUCAUCGUGGUGCUGCUUUUCUUCUCGGAGCUGCAGUACUACCUCACCAAAGAGGUUCACCCGGAAUUGUACGUUGACAAAUCGAGGGGAGAUAAACUGAAGAUCAACCUGGACGUUAUUUUCCCACAUAUGCCUUGUGCUUAUUUGAGCAUUGAUGCCAUGGAUGUAGCAGGAGAGCAGCAGCUGGAUGUAGAGCACAAUCUGUUUAAACAACGUUUGGAUAAAGCUGGCAAUCGUGUGACUCCAGAGGCUGAGCGACAUGAGCUGGGGAAGGAAGAAGAAAAAGUGUUUGAUCCAGAUUCUUUGGAUGCCGAUCGCUGUGAGAGCUGUUACGGGGCAGAGUCAGAGGACAUUCGGUGUUGUAAUACUUGUGACGAUGUCAGAGAAGCAUACAGGCGGCGAGGCUGGGCCUUCAAGAACCCGGAUAGCAUAGAGCAGUGCAAGAGGGAAGGGUUUAGCCAGAAAAUGCAAGAGCAGAAGAACGAGGGCUGCCAAGUGUAUGGUUUCCUAGAGGUCAACAAGGUAGCUGGAAAUUUCCACUUUGCACCAGGAAAAAGUUUCCAACAGUCUCAUGUCCAUGGUAAAGUAUUUUCUUUUCCUGCUUAUUGUGACCUUUAGCUUCCAAGUGUAUCUGACCAUUUUCUUUGAAUGUCUUUGCACUGCUAUCCAUAAUAGCGAUGACACUGCUGCGGUGAGGAGGGCAUUGUUGAAGUUUUGUUACAGAGGUUUAGAACCAUCGUGAACAAAUAGAAGUGUUUUCUGGAGGUGCUGCCACAUGGGUGUGGAAGAACUUGGGAGGAGAAUGUUUAUGGGCAGUCUGACAGUCUCACUGGUUCCACAGAACUG